GUUGUAGCCAGUUAGGUUUCAAAAUUUGAUCACUCAGAAAAUAAAAAAAUUAAAAUCAUUAUUACCGGCGAAGGAGAAGAGAAGAGAAGAGUUGAGAAAGGGAUUUGAAGUUGGAAUCUUUGGAAAACAGAAAAUUGAUUGAUUUUAUUAUCAUUAUUUUUUCGGUGAAUGAAAUAUGGUGGUAGAUGAAUCAGGGGUGGUAAGCGUGCCGGUGUUGGAUGUUCAAUAUUUUGCUGCUGAAGGAAGGAGUCCUGCUCAUGAGAUUGAAGAUGUUGUUACUGUUUCUUCUUCCCCGAGAAGGUUAAGUCAAGUUCGCGUCUCCGAUUUGAUCUCCGCCGAGUUAUCCGCCUCCCAAUUGGGUAUUAAAUGUUCAGAAAAAGUUUCAGAUGCGGAAGCUAUUGAGUCCGCUAUCCUGGAGUUUGUUCCUAGUAUUCGUUCUGGUAGCUUUGCUGACAUUGGGUCUCGAGGAAGAUACAUGGAAGAUGAGCAUAUACGCAUAGAUGAUCUAUCCGCUGAAUUGGGCUCGGCCUUUAAGUUUCCAAAGCCCAGUGCUUUCUAUGGGGUUUUUGAUGGUCAUGAAGGACCGGAUGCAGCAGCUUAUAUCAGAAGAAAUGCAAUGAGAAUCUUUUUUGAAGAUGUAAAUUUCCCUCAAACAUCUGAAGUUGACAAUAAAUUCUUGAAGGAGGUCGAGAACUCCCUCCGGAAAGCAUUCCACCAGGCUGAUCUGGCUUUGGAAAAUGACUGCAGUGUGAGCACUUUUUCAGGGACAACUGCACUUACUGCUUUUGUAUUUGGAAGGCUGUUAAUGGUUGCUAAUGCUGGUGAUUGUCGAGCAGUUCUAUGUCGUAAAGGAAAGGCAAUCAACAUGUCCCAAGACCAUAGGCCUAUUUAUCCAUCAGAGCGAAGGCGGGUUGAAGAAUUGGGUGGGUAUGUUGAUGCUAAUGGAUUUCUUAAUGGUUCACUGUCAGUUUCCCGAGCCCUUGGUGACUGGGACAAGAAACACUCUUGGGGUUCUCCUUCACCUCUCAUUUCUGAGCCAGAAUUCCAGCACCUUGUUCUAACAGAGGAAGAUGAAUUUCUUAUAAUUGGUUGUGAUGGGAUUUGGGAUUCUAUGUCAAGUCAGCAUGCGGUCAGCCUUGUCCGCCGUAGGCUGCGGUGGCAUGAUGACCCUGAGAAGUGUGCUAAGGACCUUGUCAAGGAAGCCUUGGAUUGGAACGCAGUUGACAAUCUCACUGUACUUAUUGUGUGCUUCUCUUCACCACCUGCACCUAAACAGAGACAAGGGUGUAGCCUCUCUGCAGAGGCAUUGUGUAGCUUGAGGAACCAUUUGGAACUUAGUGCCAACCGCAGAAUGUUAUAGAAUAAUUUUCUAAUUUCUCUUGCUGAUUAAACAAGGUGUUUUUGGAUUCUUGAGUUUCAUGAUAGAAAAAGCAGCUUGCAGUUUUGCAGAUGAUGAUUUUCAAACAGCAAGCGUUGAGCAGGGGUUGGUGUACAUACUGGGGGGUGGAUGCUGGUGGUGUAGAGAUGCUUUAUUAAAAUACGUUCUUGAUGGAUGGAUUGGUUUUGGCCUAGCUGCCAAAUCUGAUAUAUAUUCCAUUUUUAAUCUUGAUAUGUAUCUGUACAGUUCGAAUAAGAUUUUCUUAUUAUUUUCUCUCUC
Populus euphratica (Euphrates poplar) is the source of this 1657-nucleotide messenger RNA. RefSeq names its product probable protein phosphatase 2C 49. Gene Ontology annotation, biological process: protein dephosphorylation. The transcript has 4 exons. Gene Ontology annotation, molecular function: protein serine/threonine phosphatase activity. Lineage: Eukaryota; Viridiplantae; Streptophyta; Magnoliopsida; Malpighiales; Salicaceae. Bases 176 to 1360 code for a protein of 394 amino acids. The record is from RefSeq and is a predicted model, not a curated record.